AUGCACUUCAGCAAGAUAGCCGGGCUGGCUCUGAGUCUUACAAUCCCAGCUGCUGGUAUCUCCGUUCCUCGAAGUCCAGUUCCUGAGCCCGCAUCUCCAAUAGUCUCGAAGUUGUUCUGUGACGUUACUAACACAAUCACGUCUGGAUCUAUCACGACCACUGACGCGACCGUUACGGCUACUGCAGAGGCGACUCAAACUAACUACGCUUCCACGACCGUUACGGAAUUUACCACGAUAACAUUAACCAGUACCACGGUCUCUAGUACUACCACACUCUCCCCCAGGUGUUUAACCAUCCGGGAUGAGCAAAAGCGAGCGGCUGCCGUUGCCACAAAGAAGCCUACAUGCCUCGCGAACUAUAUCGAAGGUCAGGCUCUUAGCUCGGCUUGCAAGUGUCUCUCCGUACCUACCACCAGCACAACUUGGACGGCAGUCGUAAAUAUUCCCGCAACUACAACAACUUCAGUCACAGUACCCAGAACAGUUGUCGCUACUGCGACCAUAACGCAGACCAACACUGCUACAGCCACUGUCACGAACACUGCUACAGCCAUUGUCACGAAUACCGAAACAGUGACUUCCACAAUCGUCACGCAGACAACUGAGCUGAUAGUUCCGACUGUACUUCUUCUAUGCUAG
This is a messenger RNA of Alternaria postmessia, 642 nucleotides long. RefSeq lists its product as uncharacterized. Bases 1 to 642 code for a protein of 213 amino acids. The transcript is spliced from 3 exons. NCBI's taxonomy places the organism in Eukaryota, Fungi, Ascomycota, Dothideomycetes, Pleosporales, Pleosporaceae. The record is from RefSeq and is a predicted model, not a curated record.